This is a messenger RNA of Mytilinidion resinicola, 1287 nucleotides long. RefSeq names its product P-loop containing nucleoside triphosphate hydrolase protein. The transcript is spliced from 8 exons. NCBI's taxonomy places the organism in Eukaryota, Fungi, Ascomycota, Dothideomycetes, Mytilinidiales, Mytilinidiaceae. Gene Ontology annotation, molecular function: GTP binding; GTPase activity. Bases 96 to 1211 code for a protein of 371 amino acids. Gene Ontology annotation, biological process: cytoplasmic translation. The record is from RefSeq and is a predicted model, not a curated record. Gene Ontology annotation, cellular component: cytoplasm.
UUUUGCUACCACCAAACGUCGAAACCUCGACACCCACCCCUUCGUGUCUAUAUUUAACUUUAAUAAAGAGAUCGAAACCACGAGGCCCAGUCAAGAUGGUCAAUAUCACGGAAAAGAUUAAGGAGAUCGAGGAGGAGAUGAGGAGGACCCAAAAAAACAAAGCUACCGAAUACCAUCUCGGUCUCCUCAAAGGCAAACUUGCCCGACUACGAGCCCAGCUCCUUGAGCCCGCCCCUGGUGCCGGCGCCAGUGCUGGGACUGGCUUCGACGUGAGCAAGAGCGGCGACGCACGGAUUGCACUCGUAGGCUUCCCAUCCGUCGGCAAGUCGACCUUCUUGUCCAAGAUCACCAAGACGAAGAGCGAAGUAGCUGCCUAUUCUUUCACCACUUUGACAGCCAUUCCCGGCGUGCUCGAGUAUGGCGGUGCCGAGAUCCAGGUUCUCGAUCUUCCCGGAAUCAUCGAGGGCGCCGCCGAGGGCAAGGGGCGAGGUCGGCAGGUUAUUUCCGCGGCGAAGACGAGUGACCUAAUUCUGAUGAUUCUGGAUGCUACGAAGAGAGCCGAGCAGCGGAAGCUAUUGGAAGCGGAACUACACGCCGUUGGCAUCAGGCUGAACUGCGAUCCACCCAACAUCUAUCUCAAAGCAAAGAAAGCCGGGGGUAUGAAAAUCACGUUCUCGGCACCACCAAAGUAUCUCGAUGAGAAAAUGCUCUACAACAUCCUCCGCGACUACAAGAUCCUAAAUUGCGAGGUUCUCGUCCGAGACGAGUACGCAACAGUUGACGAUUUCAUUGAUGUCAUCAUGAAAGAUCACAGAACCUAUAUCAAAUGUCUCUACGUCUACAACAAAAUCGACAGCGUCUCGCUCGACUUCCUCGACAAACUGGCGCGCGAAGACCACACAGUCGUCAUGAGCUGCGAGCUAGACCUCGGCAUUCAAGACGUCGUCGAACGAUGCUGGGAGGAGCUGCGGCUCAUCAGGAUCUACACCAAGCGAAAAGGAAUCGACCCCGACUUCUCCGAAGCCCUCAUCGUCCGCUACAACGCCACCAUCGAAGACGUAUGCGACCAGAUCCACCGUACGAUCAAAGACACCUUCAAGCAUGCACUCGUCUGGGGCGCCAGCGCUCGCCACGUGCCGCAGCGUGUUGGACUGGGUCACGUGGUUGCGGACGAGGAUGUGGUGAGUAUCGUGACGAGGUACAUGGCAUAAGAAACAUGUAGAACGAACCCAAGAUACCAAAACAUUCCUUCAUUACCUAAAACCUCAAUCAAUGCGUCCAUUCCCU